Lactuca sativa (garden lettuce) is the source of this 1717-nucleotide messenger RNA. Its product is annotated as protein LYK2. Lineage: Eukaryota; Viridiplantae; Streptophyta; Magnoliopsida; Asterales; Asteraceae. The record is from RefSeq and is a predicted model, not a curated record. Gene Ontology annotation, molecular function: protein kinase activity; ATP binding. Gene Ontology annotation, biological process: protein phosphorylation.
AUUAUGCUUUGAACCACUUCUCAUACAUUUAACCUGUUUCCAUCUCAAUCUUAAUUUUUUAAUGUUUAAUCAAUUUUGAAAAGUUAAACAAUCUUGAAAACCUAGGAUUCUUGGCUUUCUAAGACUUGGGAUUAGUAUUUUCGACACUCAAGAUUACACGUGUAUUGUUCAAAUUUUUUGUCCAAAAACUCACUCCUCCAUAUAAGCAGAUCCAAAGUUUCACUAGUUCAGAUAAAUUUAAUUGACUUCCUUCGCAGUUAUUCCAUCCGAAGUCUUUCCUUUCAACAUUCGGUUUCAAAUGAAGUCUUCGGAGUCAAAAAUGAGGGAAGUCCGGGUUUACAUUGCUGUAUGUGUGGUUGCUUUCGCUAUAUGCGUAGCAGUUGCAGUAUCUGCAUUUUACGUGAUCGUUUGCAGGAGGAAGAAAACGAAGAAGACAAUCCAAAAUUGUUCAUCGUGCAACAAAAGUGUCGAUUUGGAGCUCCAGAAGUUGAAUUUAAGUGUAAGAACUGCAAGUGAAAAGAAAGUUUCUUUCGAAUCCUCUUCCCAGAUCGAAUCUUUGGAUGAUCACUUACUCCCCACCACUCCAGGCAAGCUGUCAGCGGUGGUGGUGGAGAGUUACACCGUUGAAGAGCUGAGCUCAGCCACCGCCGAAUUCUCCUCUGCCAACCUUAUCGAGGGAUCAGUCUAUCAUGGCCGCAUGAAGGGAAAAAAUGUCGCCAUCAAAUGCACAAAUCCCGACACCAUUUCCAAGAUCAAGUUCGACCUCUUCCAUACUGCUGCCCGUUUUCACCCCAAUAUAAUGAGGCUACUCGGUGUUUCCUCAGGUAUGGAUAUCCAUGAUACAGGUGAGUUCUUGGUAUUUGAAUACGCAAAAAACGGAUCAUUAAAAGACUGGAUUCAUGGUGGUUUAGCAAUAAAGAGCCAUUUCAUUGCUUCAUGUUCUUGUUUCUUGACAUGGAACCAAAGGCUAAAGAUUUGUUUGAAUAUAGCUACAGCCUUACAAUACAUGCAUCAAAUAAUUAACCCUAGUUACGUUCAUCGAAACAUCAAGAGUCGGAAUAUUUUUCUUGAUGAAGAAUUUAAUGCCAAAGUUGGUAACUUUGGCAUGGACGAAUGUGUUGGAGAAGGAAUAUAUCCCGAAGAAGUGCCUGCUUCGGGAUAUCUAUGUUCUAGUUUUCCCAUGACAUGGGAUAAAGGUUAUAUAGCACCUGAAUAUGAAUAUUCAGGUGUAAGUACUCCGGACACUGAUAUAUACGCUUACGGGGUUGUUUUACUUGAAAUAUUAUCUGGUAAACCGCCAAUUAUGAAGGGUAAAUCGGAGAAUAACGAAGAAAACGUUCGGUUAUCGGAAAUGAUUAAAGUUAUACUCAAAUCACCUAAUAAUGAGGAGAAGUUGAAGGAAUGGAUGGAUAAUGUGUUUGGAGAGAACUAUUCGUUUGAUGUAGCAAUCGCGUUGGCUAAUCUUGCAAGAAGUUGUGUGGAUGAUGAUCCGUUGAUGAGGCCGGAUGCUGGAGAAAUUGUGGUGAAGUUGUCGGAGUUGGUGAGGGGAGGGGAGGAGCAAGUCAUAGUCCGGGAAAGUUCUUGUAGGCCUCUUGUGGCACAGCCGUUUGCAAUUAAAGAUGUAAAUGAUUUUUAGUUAUCUUAUUUGUAUUAAUUCAUGUAGUUUCAAAUAAAGUUUAAGUUAUCAUAUGUUUGUUCUAAUUAAUUUAUAUAUUUA